Molecule: messenger RNA, 1252 nt
Organism: Nelumbo nucifera (sacred lotus)
Lineage: Eukaryota; Viridiplantae; Streptophyta; Magnoliopsida; Proteales; Nelumbonaceae
Product: sm-like protein LSM1B
Biological process (GO): deadenylation-dependent decapping of nuclear-transcribed mRNA
Cellular component (GO): P-body; Lsm1-7-Pat1 complex
Molecular function (GO): mRNA binding
Source: RefSeq, a predicted model, not a curated record
ACUUGAUUUGCUGUAUCUGAUAAAUACUGUUCUUUUGGUCAAAGGGAUUAUUCUCUCUCUCUCUCCCUCUCUCUCUCUCUCUCUGUCUGAACUCUGAAGUCGAUGGAAGAGAAAAAGGGGAUGUCUUUCUGAAAAUAAACUUGUAGGCGCUGAUCGGAAGGUUCUGAAGAGUUUAGUUGGGACUCGGGAGGAGUGUUGAGGCAGCCGAGAAUUCAGCUGCCAAUGCCAUUUGCUGCGGUUUUGGGCAUUUUUUCGGUGAUUUUUGAGAUACCGAAAAAGUUAGAGCUCGAUGUCUUGGGCAAGCCUGGAAGAUAUCUUCCUUUCCACAUCUCUUGCGAGCUAUCUUGACAAGAAACUUCUCGUUUUGCUGCGUGAUGGUCGAAAACUCUUGGGGAUACUUCGGUCAUUUGAUCAAUUUGCAAAUGCCGUUCUUGAAGGUGCAUGUGAGCGAGUGAUUGUUGGUGAUCUUUAUUGUGACAUUCCCUUGGGCCUCUAUGUAAUUCGUGGGGAGAAUGUUGUCUUAAUUGGCGAACUGGAUCUUGAAAGGGAGGAGCUUCCUCCACAUAUGACUCGUGUUUCAGCUGCAGACAUUAGGAGGGCACAGAAGGCAGAAAGGGACGCUACAGAUCUGAAAGGCUCCAUGAGAAAGAGAAUGGAAUUCCUUGAUUUAGAUUGAUUUUUUCAUGUCCAGAACACCCAACCCUACAAUUACUGGCUGCCCCACGAGUUUAUGCCAUAUCCGCAGAUAUUGAUGCGGUUGGUUAGUUUUGGGGCUGAUGGGAAUGAAUGUGUUUUGAUCCCCCUUUUUUGAUUUAUUAUUCCAUCCCCUGGAGUUAGUUUUGUGGAGUAACAUUUCUCCCCAAAAAAUAUUCCGAUUUAUUAGCUUAAGAUGAUUGGGGUGAGGAUGUUUGGAGUUGAUGUUAAAAACAACGAUGAUGCUUUUGCUUUUUUUUUUUUUUGUGGGGAUGGCAUUCUAGGGCGGUCAAUUAAAAAGGGUGGUGGAAGUGACUACCAUUUCUGAUUGAUACCAAAUUGGGUGAUCGAGGCCUUGAAAUUCAUUUUUAAUUAUUCUCAGAAACUUAAGUUCAUUACCCCACAUCCAGUUGGGAUUGUAUUUGCUUCUCCUUUAAUGGUUAAGGUAGGGAUUGGUGAUGGGGCUUAGCUUGGAAUCCCUUUGAAAUGGCGUUGAGGAAGCUUAUAUUUUCUGUAAUGCAUGAAAAUUCUGUUCUAAUAGGAUCUCUCUCUCUCUCUC